CAGCAGCCCCUUCUGACCUCUCCCGUUAUCCCCCCGUUUUCCCCUGCAGCCCCUUCUGACCUCUCCCGUUAUCCCCCCGUUUUCCCCUGCAGCCCCUUCUGACCUCUCCCGUUAUCCCCUCGUUUUCCCCUGCAGCCCCUUCUGACCUCCCCCGUUAUCCCCCCCCGUUUUCCUCUGCAGCCCCUUCUGACCUCCCCGUUCCCCCCUGGUUUUCCCACCACAGCCCCCUCUCCGCUUCGCUUCUGGUCACUACUCCAGCCUGCCGACUUCUGACUCACCUUCCCCAUCCCUCUUCUGUCCUCCUCAAGUCUCCUGUCCCAGGUUUCCCUCUAGCCCCUUCUCCGCCCUCUCUUGCCAAAGGGUCCCUUUCCAUCUCCCUCGGCGUCCCUCCGACCUCCCCCUCCUGGUCUCCGAGCUCCCCGUACCCUAUUCCAUCCUCAGCGCUCUCCUCCCUCCAUCACCCCUCUUCUCUCUGGUCUCCCGUCUCCCUCCUCCCUCCCCCUCCCCUGCCUCUCCCCCUCCCCCCAAUCCCCCUCCCAUCCCUUCCCCCUCCCCCCACCAUGAAGAUGAUGGCCGCCGGCGCGGCGGCGCACGGCCUGUUCUCCGCUCCGGCCCCACAGCAGCAGCCGCCACCGCCACCGCAGCAGCCACCGCCCGCAUCUCACGGCACCUCCAUGGAGUCCGAGGCCCCGGACUCCCGCAAGCGGCCCCUGGAGACGCCCCCCGAGGUCGUCAGCACCAAACGCAGCAACACGGGAGAGGAGGGUGAAUAUUUCCUAAAGGUGCUCAUCCCCAGCUAUGCUGCGGGCUCCAUCAUUGGCAAAGGAGGCCAAACCAUCGUGCAGCUGCAGAAGGAGACGGGGGCUACCAUCAAGCUCUCCAAAUCCAAGGACUUCUACCCCGGGACCACAGAGAGGGUGUGCCUGGUGCAGGGGACUGCAGAGGCCCUGAAUGCCGUCCACAGCUUCAUCGCAGAGAAGGUCCGAGAAAUCCCCCAGGCAAUGGCCAAGCCUGAGGUGGCCAGCAUCCUGCAGCCACAGACCACUAUGAACCCUGACAGGGCCAAGCAGGCUAAGCUGAUAGUCCCCAACAGCACAGCCGGCCUGAUCAUUGGCAAAGGGGGUGCGACGGUGAAGGCGGUCAUGGAGCAGUCCGGCGCUUGGGUCCAGCUGUCCCAGAAGCCCGAGGGCAUCAACCUGCAGGAGCGAGUGGUGACGGUGAGCGGGGAGCCCGAGCAGGUGCACAAGGCCGUGGCCGCCAUCGUCCAGAAGGUGCAGGAGGACCCGCAGAGCAGCAGCUGCCUGAACAUCAGCUAUGCCAACGUGGCGGGGCCUGUGGCCAACUCCAACCCCACGGGCUCCCCCUACGCCAGCCCGGCUGAUGUCCUCCCGGCAGCCGCUGCCGCCGCCUCUGCCGCCGCCGCCGCCUCCGGCCUCCUGGGCCCGGCCGGCCUGGCGGGCGUGGGUGCCUUUCCUGCCGCCCUGCCGGCCUUUUCAGGGACUGACCUGCUGGCCAUCAGUACGGCCCUCAACACACUGGCCAGCUACGGCUACAGCGCCAACUCACUGGGCUUGGGCCUCGGCUCGGCCGCGGCCUCCGGGGUCCUCGCGGCCGUCGCGGCUGGGGCCAACCCGGCUGCCGCCGCCGCCGCCAACCUCCUAGCCUCCUACGCGGGCGAGGCUGCCGCCGGGCCGGCCGCCGGCGCCGCCCCGCCCCCGCCCCCUCCGCCCCCCGGAGCGCUGGGCUCCUUCGCCUUGGCGGCGGCCGCCAAUGGCUACCUGGGAGCCGCAGGGGGUGGGGGUGGAGGGGGGGGCGGGGCAGGAGCCGGGGGGUUCCUGGCAGCCGAGAAGCUGGCGGCGGAGAGCGCCAAGGAGCUGGUGGAAAUUGCGGUGCCGGAGAACCUCGUGGGGGCCAUCCUGGGCAAGGGGGGGAAGACGCUGGUAGAGUACCAGGAGCUGACAGGUGCCCGCAUCCAGAUCUCUAAGAAAGGGGAGUUCCUGCCCGGCACGCGGAACCGGCGGGUGACCAUUACAGGCAGUCCCGCAGCCACGCAGGCCGCACAGUAUCUCAUAAGCCAGAGGGUCACCUAUGAGCAGGGGGUCCGUGCCACGAACCCCCAAAAAGUGGGAUAAAGGGGGGUGGGGAGCAAUGGCUCCCAACCCUCCCCACCCAUCUCCCCCCCACCCCCUGACGCCGUCCCUCUUUCCCCAUCCUGGUUUGGUUCGGGUGUCGGGCAAGGGGCUCGCUUAAAUCCACCCCACCUUUGAGUGGCUGGAUUGGAGUUGGGGAUAGGAGGUGCUCCCCAUGCUCCUCCCUCCCAGUUUGACGCACCUCCCUGUGCUUAGCUGGAUGCCCAACUCCUCCAGGGCAGCUGGGAGACUGGGGGCCCCAGUCUGUGUGAUAUCUGUAUAUAUUUUGUUGAUUUUAAUAGAAAACACGGCAUUAUUUUUCUCUUU
Antechinus flavipes (yellow-footed antechinus) is the source of this 2456-nucleotide messenger RNA. It is a transcript of the gene NOVA2, whose product is annotated as NOVA alternative splicing regulator 2. Gene Ontology annotation, cellular component: nucleus; cytoplasm. The record is from RefSeq and is a predicted model, not a curated record. The coding region runs from base 561 to 2132 and encodes 523 amino acids. Gene Ontology annotation, biological process: regulation of alternative mRNA splicing, via spliceosome; mRNA splicing, via spliceosome. Lineage: Eukaryota; Metazoa; Chordata; Mammalia; Dasyuromorphia; Dasyuridae. The transcript is spliced from 4 exons. Gene Ontology annotation, molecular function: mRNA binding.